This is a messenger RNA of Cuscuta europaea, 965 nucleotides long. The record is from the annotation of a GenBank genome assembly. NCBI's taxonomy places the organism in Eukaryota, Viridiplantae, Streptophyta, Magnoliopsida, Solanales, Convolvulaceae.
CUAAAAGAAUUUGGAUCCCAGUUUGUACUUUGUACAUUACUUGAUUACUUCCAAUGCUAUUUUCUAGAAUUAUGGUUCACUUGACAAGUCUGUUCAAAAUGCUAAAUAUGUGAAGCUGAAAGAGAAGAAGACAGUGUAUCUGCGCUGCAUUUGAAAACCUUUUUGUUUAUGCUUUUUCACCCAAAGGCUGAAAAGAGAAGAAAGGGUGAUUACUUGGGAACGGGGUAAAAACAAAAGGCGCGAUGAGCAGUCAAGGUGUGUGGGAGCAUUUGCCUCUUUUGUUGAGAGCCAACUCCAAGGAAUCGGUGGAAUACAUACUUCAAGCGCUGUGGAGGACUCGCAAGACAGGUCUCGACGCCGCAGACCGCCAAAUUAUCCGGGAAAUGCUCGACCUCCUCACUGAUUCCGACCUUGACCCUCUUCUGGUGUGCCUGCGCAUUUUGAUGCGUAGAUGCGUGUUUGUGGAGGUAGAGAAGGAUGAAAUUCAGAAGCUGUUUCCAGAUGGGGUCCUGCCUGAGUUGCAGAGAUUGCUUACGCUUCUGUUCCAAAAAUUUCAAAAGGAGUGGCGAGAAGAUGCCAUAAAUGAUCGGCGGCAAGCUUGCCCCAUUUAGAGAUGAUUACUUGGAGUGGGGGGGAAUGAGGUUUCUGAAACUCAAGACCCUGUCGGUGUACUCCUCACAGUCCAACUCUAAUGAAAGAGAACUGAAGUUUGAAAUGAUGAAGAAUAGAUUGAAGACUGAUGCGGAUGUAUAAGGAAGCACCCCCCCCCCCCCCCCCUCAUGAUGGUGCAUCCUCUAUUUCAUACCCCUCAAUGCACACAAUGUAUAUGCAAUGACACCACUACUAAGAGGCACUUUUUAAUGUUUUUGUGAAUGUUCUUAUUCUAGAGCUUUAAAUUUUUUGUAUGAACUUGAUUCACACAUGAUGGAGAAUUUUCCAUUGUUUGUAGUAGGGAUUUAAGAGUG